Molecule: messenger RNA, 3494 nt
Organism: Frankliniella occidentalis (western flower thrips)
Lineage: Eukaryota; Metazoa; Arthropoda; Insecta; Thysanoptera; Thripidae
Gene: nemy
Product: plasma membrane ascorbate-dependent reductase CYBRD1
Exons: 6
Coding region: 264-1262 (332 amino acids)
Molecular function (GO): oxidoreductase activity
Source: RefSeq, a predicted model, not a curated record
GAGUGCCUGGCCAGUGCAGCGCCAGCCCUCGGAGACCGAAGCUCGGUGCGUCCGUCGCAGCGGCAGUCUUGUCCCGCCCCGCCCCGCCCCCGCGACCGUCACUUGUGUUGUUGUGAUUCCAGCGCGUGGCCUUUUUGGAUUAACCAGCUGUCAGGGACCGCUGCCGCAGCACCUCUCCUCACACCUCCCCGAACGAGUGCGCCCCGCCGCAAGACUUUAGUAGCCAUGGGGAAAGGAAAGAUGCAGCACAAGUGAGUGUGACCAUGGCGGCGGACCCGUCGGCCAGCCCCGAGCGCUGGACGGACACGUCGCGCUCCCUGCACCGCUCCUCGUCCAGCGCGGCGCGCGAGGCCCGCGAGCAGGCGCGCCAGCAGGCGAAGCAGGCCCAGGCCAUGGCGGCCCAGCAGCAGCAGGCUCAGCUGGCCUACCAGGCGCAGCAGACGCUGCAGGCCCACCAGGCCCGGGGGCCCCGCUUGCCCACCAGAGCCCCCCGACCCGCGCGACCCAACCGGCAUCGCAAUUAUGAUGACGAGAACAGUUGGGCGUGUGGGAACUGGUUCGAGUUCCUGCUGGUGGUGGCGCUCGCCAUCAUCCUGCUCGUGGGCGCCCUCGUGCUCGUGCUCUUCUGGGUGCUGUAUUACCGACAAGGCUUUGCAUGGACCGAGAACCCGACGCUCGAGUUCAACCUGCACCCCGUGCUCAUGAUUGCCGGCUUCAUCACCUUCAGCGGUUUCUCAAUGCUCCUGUACCGUAUUGGCCGCUGUUGCCGCCGAAUCUAUGUGAAGCUCUUCCACACCAUCUUCCAUGCGCUCGCCGUUCCCUGUGUGGUUGUCGGUUUCAUUGCGGUUCUCGACUCCCACAACCUUGCCAACCCACCAAUCCGCAACUUCUACUCUCUUCACAGCUGGAUGGGAUUUGUCACCAUGGGCCUAUUUGCACUUCAGUUUGUUGUGGGCUUCUUCAGUUUUCUCAUUCUCCUAUGCUGUGAAAAUGCUACGGCAGGAUUCCGAGCCUCUCUUGUUCCAAUACACGCCACAUUUGGAAUUCUGACUUUCAUGCUUGCUGUUGCAACCUGUCUUACUGGUCUGACCGAGAAGGCCUUCCUCACACCUGGCUUCAAAUAUGUUGAGUGGCCAGAAGAGGCAUUCAUUAUCAAUGCUCUUGCUAUGGUGUUGGUGGGCUUGGCCAUUCUGCUAGUCUAUGCGGUGCGCCGUGAAACGUUCCGCGUCCGAGUUGCAAGUAUAGUCUCACAGAGACUAUAGGACAGGAUUGAGCCGCUUCCAGAGCAGCCUGAGCGGUUCUGAAGAAAUCAAAGAUGCUUUGAGGCUGGGCACCGAAAAUGUCCUGUAGCGGCCAGGACGCCCUGAUCUCAUCAUCAACACUUCUGUUUACAACAAAGUGGAACAUUUAUCGUCUUGUACAAAACUCAUAACAUCAAUUUCAAUAAGAAAACUUCAUUCACUCUCAAGACAUGUUGGGGCAAAUACAAUAAACAAUUACAAGACUGAUUAAAUGAGAUUGUAACAUGAUCAGAGUAUGGCCAGGAAUUUAAAAGAGUAAGUGAAUUGAAGAAAAUCAGUUUGAUUGAAAAAAGCAUUGCUUCAACAUUCAUUGUUGUAACAGUGGAUGUUCUCUACAUUUGGAGUGUUUGCAAGCAGUGAUUAUGAACAAGACGGCUUUGUGUCCUAGUUUUUUUCCUGACUAAGUCUUUGUCUUUAAUACCAUGCAAGCACCUUGUUGAAGUAACACACAGAAAGGUUGUUAAAUUAGACAAAGAACACAAUUUGUUUUCCAAAUAUAGAAAAGAUGUCAUUUUGCAUAAACUGAAAAUCCAUAUUAUAACAUCUCUUUCUCAUUGACAAGCAUUAAUAUUGUUAUGCUUUCAUAUUGUGAGUUACAACUAGCAUUUUUAAGCCUCAGUUAACUUUCAUUAGAAAAUGUUACUUAACUUAGGUCAUCAUUCCUUUGAAAUAUUCCAAACUUUUAGUCAGUGUCUCCUCUGUGCUUUACUCAUAGUGGCUAGCUGAGGCUGAGGCAAAGAUUUUGAAGAACUGUUGCUAUCAUCAGACUCUAAUUACUGAAGAACCAGACCACACUUAGUAUUUCAUGUGGUUUAUUCUGAAUGCUCAACAGUAAAUGCAUGUAACUGCAUGUGUUCAUGGCUCAAAAUUACUUCCCCAAGCAUUAGUGUAUAUGUAGAAUAUGGUUUUUAAAAGUUAGGGCAUAUUACGCCAAUGCCAAUAGAACACUUUUUUCCAUUUUUUAAAAUAAAAUAAAUUCUCUUGAAAACUCCCUUUAUGCUGGUAAUCAGAUGUGCUUGAGUAUGAAACUUACUUCCUGACACCUGGCAAUAGGCCAAUGGAAGAUACCCUGCCCUCAACAGGAAAACAUUUAAAGUUAUUUGUAGUCAUCAAAAAGGGAGGGCAUAUGUGAGCUACCAUUGUAGUUUUAUAGGACAAUCAUUUGUCAACAAGAUACUAUAUUAUGUUGAAAGCCUGAAAACUGUCACCAUUAUGUACAUAGUAGUUGUCAAUCAUACAGUAUGUGAUACCAACCAUUUAAUAAAAACAAAAAUAUUAAAAAAAAAAAAAAAAUUGAACUUAGAAAUACCAAUGGUGCUAUGACUUAACUCGCGAUUAUGGUUAGUUCUCUCUUUAGUUGUAAAAUAUAGGUUGUAGAUUUAUGGUACGUUUUAUCUCCUCCAUAAAUUUUAAUCAUCUUUUAAAAUGAUCAUUAAAGUUACUUACAAACUUGUUUUGAUAGAUGCUCAUAAUGUCCUUAAGAACCUACUUAUGCUUCUAUAACAACCUGGCUUAGCUUUGUUCAGCCAUUUAAACAUUCCUCGAUAGAUACCCCAUGAGCUAAAGGAUGCAGUUCUAAAGUAAACACCCCAGAGAUAAAUUUUUCCACUUAUCAUAAAGUUUAGAUAAUUUGUAUACAUGAAAUCAAUUCUAUAUGUUGAAGGCAAUACUUUAACAUCUGUAGAUUCAUGCAAAAAUCAGAAAAGAAAAGUUCAAUUUCCUAACUUAAGACUUGUAAAUGAUUGUUCUUUAUAAUUAAUAUUGGAGCUUUUGGUGUAGCAGUAAUCUGAAUUUGAGGAAUCCACCAGAAAGAAAUUUAGAUUGAAAAUAGGAAUGAUGCCAAAAUCUGUUUGUAAAUUAGUGACUUUGUUUAAAAACUAAGUAUAGGAUGAAAACUGUCACAAAAUGUUGCAAUAGGAGGUGGAAAAGAAAAUGAUUUGUCUCAUUUGUACAAUGUGGACUGGAGUAAUUUAUUGUGAAUGUUCCCAGAAACUAGAUGUACAUGCUUUUUCUUGUUGGGACCAUUUUAACAUAUAGCUUCAGAAUAGAACCCUGUUCAAAACUGCCUUCAUCUCAUAUAAACAGACAAGCUUAUCAUACCUUCAUUUCAUCCCUAUUUAAAUAUACAUACUUUGUCUUCUUCAAUUUUGUUCCAUGGACAAAAUUAAAUGCAAAUCUUUUGAAAUCAAAGAA